Monodelphis domestica (gray short-tailed opossum) is the source of this 939-nucleotide messenger RNA. RefSeq names its product olfactory receptor 51B5-like. Lineage: Eukaryota; Metazoa; Chordata; Mammalia; Didelphimorphia; Didelphidae. Gene Ontology annotation, molecular function: G protein-coupled receptor activity; olfactory receptor activity. The record is from RefSeq and is a predicted model, not a curated record. Gene Ontology annotation, biological process: G protein-coupled receptor signaling pathway. Gene Ontology annotation, cellular component: plasma membrane.
AUGUGGCCCAAUAUUAGCUCAGCCCCUUUUGUUUUGACUGGUUUCCCAGGUCUGGAGGAAGCCCACCAAUGGAUCUCCAUUCUUUUCCUUGCUGUGUAUAUUACUGUGAUUCUGGGCAAUGGCACUCUCCUCGUCCUCAUCAGGGAUGAUCACAGUCUUCAUGAGCCCAUGUACUAUUUCCUGGCCAUGCUGGCAGCCACUGACCUUGGGGUUACUAUAACCACAAUGCCUACUGUACUGGGAGUUCUGUGGUUAGAUCAUAGGGAAAUUGACCAUGGGGUCUGCUUCUCCCAAGCCUACUUUAUCCAUUCACUCUCCAUAGUUGAAUCAGGUGUCUUGCUUGCCAUGGCUUAUGAUCGAUUCAUUGCCAUUCGCAAUCCCCUGAGAUAUACAUCUAUCAUCACCAACUCCAGAGUGGUAAAGAUUGGAGUGGGAGCACUACUAAGGGGCUGUGUGUCUAUAGUUCCUCCAAUAGUACCCCUCCAUUGGUUCCCUUACUGCCAUUCUCAUAUUCUCUCUCAUGCCUUCUGCCUCCAUCAGGAUGUUAUCAAACUGGCUUGUGCAGAUAUCACUUUCAAUCGCAUCUACCCAGUUGUCCUGGUUUCAUUUACUGUAUUCCUAGACUCCCUGAUUAUCCUUUUGUCUUAUAUACUAAUCCUUAAAACAGUCAUGGGCAUUGCCUCAGGAGAGGAGCAAGCCAAAGCCCUUAACACCUGUGUCUCCCACAUCUGCUGUGUUCUGGUCUUCUAUGUCACAGUGAUUGGUUUGUCCCUCAUCCACCGUUUUGGAAAGCAUGUGCCACGUGUGGCUCACAUUGCUAUGAGCUAUGUCCACUUCCUCUUCCCUCCACUAAUGAACCCCAUCAUCUAUAGCAUCAAAACCAAGCAGAUUCAGCGUGGCAUUCUUCACAUGUUCUCUCUAUGUAAAUCCAAGGACUGA